Messenger RNA from Propithecus coquereli (Coquerel's sifaka), 2421 nucleotides. It is a transcript of the gene TGM3, whose product is annotated as transglutaminase 3. Gene Ontology annotation, molecular function: protein-glutamine gamma-glutamyltransferase activity. Bases 56 to 2137 code for a protein of 693 amino acids. NCBI's taxonomy places the organism in Eukaryota, Metazoa, Chordata, Mammalia, Primates, Indriidae. The record is from RefSeq and is a predicted model, not a curated record. Gene Ontology annotation, biological process: peptide cross-linking. The transcript has 14 exons.
UCGCCAUCAGUGCCAUUCCCAGAGGAGCCUGAGAGGAGGCAGAGGAAGGCGAGACAUGGCUGGUUUAGAACUCCAGAAUAUCAACUGGCAGGUAAGGUCCAACCGGCAGGCACAUCACACAGACCAGUUCUCCAGCCAGGAGCUCAUCGUGCGGAGAGGCCAGCCCUUCGAGAUCGUACUGACCAUGAGCAGAAGUCUCAGCUCUAGAGACAGGCUGGAGUUCACGGUCUCCACAGGGCCGCAACCCUCAGAGUCGGCCAUGACGAAGGCCGUGUUUCCACUGUCCAAUGGGAGCAGUGGCGGCUGGAGCGCAGUGCUCAAGGACAGCAACAGCAGUAACCUGGCCAUCACCAUCUCCAGUCCUGCCAGCGCACCCAUCGGACACUACACACUGAGCGUCCAGAUCGCCUCCCAGGCCGGCAUCGCCUCUGUGAAACUGGGGGAGUUCGUUCUGCUCUUUAAUCCCUGGGUGAACGUGGAUAGUGUCUUUAUAAGUAACCAUGCUGAGAGACAAGAGUAUGUCCAGGAAGACGCCGGCAUCAUCUAUGUGGGAAGCACAAAUCGAAUUAACAUGAUUGGCUGGAACUUCGGACAGUAUGAAGAAGACAUUCUGAGCAUUUGCCUCUCAAUCUUGGAUAAAAGUCUGAAUUUCCGCCGUGACCCUGCUACUGAUGUGGCCCGCAGAAAUGACCCCAGAUAUGUUGGCCGGGUGCUGAGUGCCAUGGUCAAUAGCAAUGAUGACAAUGGUGUGCUUGCUGGAAAUUGGAGCGGCGAUUACACGGGUGGCCGGGACCCGAGGAACUGGAACGGCAGCGUGGAGAUCCUCAAGGAGUGGAAAAAAUCUGGCUUUAGGCCUGUCCGAUAUGGCCAGUGCUGGGUCUUUGCUGGGACCCUCAACACAGUGCUGCGGUCUUUGGGGAUUCCUUCCCGCGUGAUCACCAACUUCAGCUCAGCUCAUGACACGGACCGAAACCUCAGCGUGGAUGUAUACUACGACCCCAUGGGAAACCCCCUGGACAAAGGCAGUGAUAGCGUAUGGAAUUUCCACGUCUGGAAUGAAGCCUGGUUUACGCGGCCUGACCUGGGCUCCUCGUUCAGUGGAUGGCAGGUGUUAGACGCCACCCCCCAGGAGAGAAGCCAAGGGGUGUUCCAGUGUGGCCCUGCUUCAGUCCACGCUGUCCGAGAGGGUGACGUGAAACUGGAAUUCGACACGCCCUUCGUCUUCGCGGAGGUUAAUGCUGACCGCAUCAACUGGAUCCAAGAUAGCUCCACUGGCACACCGAAGAAGAAUUCUGUGGACACUCGCUCGGUCGGCAAGUACAUCAGCACCAAGGCCGUGGGCAGCUACUCUCGCAUGGAUGUCACGGAGAAGUACAAGUACCCAGAAGGCUCUGACCAGGAAAGACAAGUGUUCCAAAAGGCUAUCGGGCAACUUAAACCCAGGGCAUCAUUUGGCGCCACAUCUGCAGGGGGUUCGGAAGCAGAGGAUCAGGAGCCCAGCAUCUCUGGGAAGUUCAAGGUCGCUGGCAUUCUGGCAGUGGGCAAAGAAGUCAGCCUAGUCCUGCUGCUCAAAAACCUGACCAGUGAAGAGAAGACGGUGACAGUGAACAUGACAGCCUGGACCAUAGUCUACAACGGCACGCUUGUGCAUGAGGUGUGGGAGGACUCGGUCACAAUGUCUCUGGGCCCCGAAGAAGAAGCGCAGCAUCCCGUGAAGAUCUCCUACGCUCAGUAUGAGAACUACCUGAAGGCGGACAACAUGAUCCGGAUCACAGCCGUGUGCAAGGUCCCCGGCGAGGCGGAGGUGGUGGUGGAGCGGGACGUCAUCCUGGACAACCCCACCCUGACCCUGGAGGUGCUGGACGAGGCUCACGUGCGGACGCCCAUGAACGUGCAGAUGCUCUUCUCCAACCCCUUGGACGAGCCCGUGAGGAACUGCGUGCUGAUGGUGGAGGGCAGCGGCCUGCUGCGGGGCAGCCUCAAGAUCGACGUGCCGACCCUGCGCCCCAAGGAGCGGUCCCGGGUCCGUUUUGAGAUCCUGCCCACCCGGAGUGGCACCAAGCAGCUGCUCGCCGACUUCUCCUGCAACAAGUUCCCUGCCAUCAAGGCCAUGCUGUCCAUCGACGUGGCUGAGUGAAGGGCCCCAGGGGCCCCCCGUACAAACUUGGGUAACACAGAGCAGGGAGGGCUCACCUGUGGAGUGAGACCCCUGCCCAUGCUGUCCAGCCUGGGAAACCCACUCUGUCCCCCAAGGCUGCCGGAUGUGGACCUCCAGUCUCCAGCACACGCCCCCUCCCCUCCCCCUAGGUUGGCGCCGGGUCAACCCUGGCCCAUGACUUGGUCACUUUUGCACAUUCCCUGGCUGCUUCUCCCAAGGGCCUGCUCUGGGAGCCCCGUGGCCCUGCUCAUCCCUAGUGCCCU